Messenger RNA from Fopius arisanus, 1390 nucleotides. It is a transcript of the gene PIH1D1, whose product is annotated as PIH1 domain-containing protein 1. NCBI's taxonomy places the organism in Eukaryota, Metazoa, Arthropoda, Insecta, Hymenoptera, Braconidae. Gene Ontology annotation, cellular component: cytoplasm; ribonucleoprotein complex; R2TP complex. Bases 163 to 1089 code for a protein of 308 amino acids. Gene Ontology annotation, biological process: box C/D snoRNP assembly; rRNA processing. The transcript is spliced from 5 exons. The record is from RefSeq and is a predicted model, not a curated record.
CAGUCAAUCCUCUUUGCACUUGCCAAUGACAGCCCAUGCUUCUCGUCUUCUCCCCGCAUUCCAAACAAUUUUGCCGGUCUCUGGACAUCCUGUCCACAAUUGUGAUAAUAAAUAGGGUAAUUGUUGGUGUAUUGAACAUUCAAAUUGAAUUGUCCAGUCAGAAUGCCGAACACUCUCCUCGACGUCGACGAGUCGCUAUUAAAAAAGAACCUCUUGCUUGCUGAAUAUAAGGAAAACGAGGAUGAGUUCGAUCGCCUCCUGAAGACCUUGGAGGAACCCCACACACCGUCAGUUGUCUUCAGACCUCACCCUGGGGUCUGUGUUAAGACCAAAGUUGAUUCUGGGGGUAAAAUAUUCGUCAAUAUCUGUCACACCACGGAAAUUCCACCCCCCGAGGACAUCUCUGAUGACAGAUUCCAUGAGAUCCUUGCAGAGGAUUCUCCAGCCUGGUGCAUACCCAUGAGCAUUGGACAUGAACGACUAGAGGCUGAUAAAAGUGGAAGCCAGUGUCCUACGUACGACGUCGCAAUAAAUACAAAAUUUUACAACAAAUGCCAGGAGAAAAAACAUUUCUUUGCCUUUGCUGUCCUCACUAUUCUCUCAGCCAUCGGAGAAAAGUACGACAAGGUCGUUGAUUCUGAGAAUUAUGUCGUCUUGAAGAAUCGAAAGGUCGUGGGGAAACUGCACGACCACAGGGUGGCAAAACGACCCCCCAAGUACUCGUCAGCCAAUAGUGCACCAAAGCCUCUGAUCCAGGAGAUCUCUGAAAAUAAAUUAACAAAAUCCAAAGAUAAAAAACAAAUGCUUGAGAGCGUUCAAGUUGCUGAUAAUUCUCACUACGUAAUCUUUAGAACACCGAAGGCAGGUGAACCUCAGAAAUUAAUUGGAUACUUUAAACUUCCCAAUCAGUGUUCCAAAAACGAUAUCCGAGCGGAUAUCGGUGAAGACAGAAUUCUAAUUGACGUAAUCUCGUAUAAUUACCUCGUUGACAUCUUCGUUCCAUUCGCAAUUGACCAAAGUUCAACGACGGCUUCCCUAGACACUGAUCUCAACAUACUAAGAGUGGAUAUGCCACUGAUAUUGACGUGAAUAUGACACAAUGAGGCCUGGCGAUGGAGCGAUCGCUGCGAUAUCAAAAGAACACUUGAGAAUAUCUUAAUUUACAUUAGUGAUGUCUCAUCUUAAAUCUACAUUUUUAUUUUACAAACAAGGAGAUUAUUAUUUGCAAAGUAAUUAACUAAGGUGACAUUAAAUAUUUCUGUUUUGAUUAUUUUUAAAGCUAGUUCCGAACAAUUUCUUUUGAACAACAAAUUUAUGAACAAAACCUAACAAAAAAUAUUAUGGUUUAACGAAAAAUAUUAUGGUUUAACAAAAAAUCUCAAAUUUUUUG